Messenger RNA from Monoraphidium neglectum, 486 nucleotides. RefSeq lists its product as hypothetical. The transcript has 2 exons. The record is from RefSeq and is a predicted model, not a curated record. NCBI's taxonomy places the organism in Eukaryota, Viridiplantae, Chlorophyta, Chlorophyceae, Sphaeropleales, Selenastraceae. The coding region runs from base 1 to 486 and encodes 161 amino acids.
AUGUUUGUCCCCGUCAUCUUCUCAGACGCCGCAGCCAAAAAGGUCACCAACAAGGCCGCCUGGAGCACCGCAAUCGCCUUCACAACCAACAUAGCUUUCUUCCCCUUCCUCGCCCUCCGCGCCGCCCCCGAGCCCCCCGGCGCGCCAAAGCCGGCGCCGGGCGGCACCCAGGCGGCGCCGGGCUGGGGGGCCGCGACGGGCGCGAUCUGCCUGGCGCUGUGCGGGCUGAGCGCGGCGUGGGCGGUCGCGGGGCGGCCGGAGAUGGCGGGCGGGCUGGCGGAGCGGGCGGCCUACCUUCAAGAAGAGUUUGGAAGCAACAGGGUGUUCUGGGCGUUCUUCCUGGACUGCGGACUGUUCUGGGCCUGGCAGGCCGUCCUGCUGGCUGGGGCGGAGGCGAAGUACCGCUUCGUCCCGGUGGCGGGCCUGGCGGCCUGGCUCAUCGCGGGGAACGGGGCGCAGGGGCGGCAGCAAGCUGCCAAGCAGUAG